Molecule: messenger RNA, 1554 nt
Organism: Dentiscutata erythropus
Lineage: Eukaryota; Fungi; Glomeromycota; Glomeromycetes; Diversisporales; Gigasporaceae
Source: the annotation of a GenBank genome assembly
AUGACUUUUACUAAAUUUUUUGAUGAUCUUUCUAAUGAACUUUCAAAUAUUUUAGAAGACUCAGAUGAUUAUGAUGUUAUUAUUCAAGCUGGUAAAGAACCAGAAUUUAAAGAAUUUAAAGCUCACUCUGUUAUUUUACGUGCUAGAUCCCCUUAUUUCAAAGUUGCUUUAUCCGAUAAAUGGAUGAAAAAUAAAGAAAAUAUUUAUUAUUUUCCAAAGCCGAAUAUCUCACCAGCUGUAUUUCAUUUAAUUUUACGAUAUAUUUAUACAGGAAUUCUUGACUUAAAAGAUCAACCUGGUUCCAAUAUUUUCGCUCUUCUUAUCGCCGCUGAUGAAUUAUUGCUUGAUCGUUUAUUCGGUCACGUACAAAAAUAUCUCAUUAGUAAUGAGCUUAAUUGGAUUAGAGAAAACCUUGUUAUGAUUAUACCUACUGUCUUCAAGAUUCAACGUUGUAAAGAAAUUCAAGAUUACAUUACGAAUACUCUCAACCUGUCAAUAAAUUCGGAUUCUGAUCUUUAUGAUCUUCUUGAUGUUGCUGAUGAGUUGGCUCUUGAUGGAUUGAUUAACCGCAUUUCAGAACAUCUUAUUGAAAUCAAACCAUCUUGGCUUAAAGAAAAUUUAGUUAAAAUUUUGUUCAAUAUCAUUGAACUGAAAAGAUGUGAGAAAAUUCAAGAUAGUAUUAUAAAAUUUAUUGGUGAAAAAGAACUCUCUUGGCUUAAAGAAAAUAUAUUUGUGUUUUUAUGGGAUACCGCCAGCCUCGAAAAAUGCAAUAAACUCAAAACUUAUAUCAUGGAUAAUAUUUGCUUGGAUCCAGAAACGUUAUUAUUUGAGUUAGAGGACUUUCCAAGAUUAGAAAAUUAUCUUUUUUUGGAACUUAUUGAGAGAGACAAUUUAAUUAUCGAGGAAAUCAAUGUUUGGAAAUAUUUAAUGAAAUGGGGAAUGGCUAAAUUUAUUUCUUUAUCAAAAGAAAAAUUUGUCAAUACGGAUAUUAAUAAUUUGGGAGAAAAUGAAUUUUCAACAUUUAAAAAAUAUAUAGAUCCAUUUAUACCUCAUGUUCGAUUUUGUGAAAUUUCACGGGCUGAAUUUUAUCAUCAUGUUAUGCCUUUUAAAAAAGUAUUGUCAAAAGAUCUUUAUAAAGAUUUAAAAGGUUAUUUUCUUGCUGAUAUUAAACCACAACAUGUUAAGUUGCAAUCACGUAUCAAAAUCGACUCUAUCAUAAUCAAAAAGGGAAAUGCUCAAGACAUAUUCAAAUGGAUCAUGGAAACAACCCUCAUCAAAAAACCUUCCGAGGUUAUACUUAGCCAUCGAGUGGCGACCCGCGAUAGAUUUAAUUCAAAUGAACUUAUCGCCAAGCUUAAAAGUAGUUCAAAAGUUUUGCUAAUUAAGGUUAAAGAUUCAGAUAUUAUAAUUGGUGGAUACAUUAAGAAUUUUAUUUAUUCCGAUUUUAAAAAUGACAGAGCUGAAGGGUUUGUCGCUUGUUUUAGAAAUGGAAAAGACUCUAAUCUUCAUGAAUCUUGUAAUAUAGAAUUUCAAAUUCAGUAUAAUGCAUCAUCG